AGAAAGUCCUAGCCUAACGAAUCUCUAGAAUAAAGAAAAAAAAAAUCUCACAAAAAAAAAGUUACUUCUUGUGUAUGUAUGUUCACAACAAAUCUCCAAAUAUUUAAAAUCAAAAUCUUUUAAUACACUGACACGAUAUUUCUGGGGGGAGGGGGCAUGUUUCUUGAAAUGAAUUCAUUUAUGUGAAGUAAGUAGGGGUGAAUCUGAACAAUUAAAAAAUAUGGGGGCAACAAAUAGAAACAAUACAAAAAAUAAUUUUUUUUAAUUAUUAUUGUCGCUAACUGUAGCCUUCCCUCCACAUCUAUGCCCAACAUAAAAAGUCCCUCCUUCCCUCGUUUUCUGCUCUCUCUCUCUCUCUUCUCUCUCACUAAAACCCUCGUUUCCCUCCAAUCUCCGUCCAUAAUCUCGCCGCCGGGAUCUUCCCAUCCAGCUCCGUUUCCCUCCAAUGUCCGGCGGCGUACGUUCUUCCCCGGGACAUUCUCAGCCGCCACCAUCGUCAACUAACCCUGUGGUCCCACCCAUACGUCGACACUUGGCGUUCGCCUCAACGAAACCUCCCUUCCAUCCCUCGGAUUACCGUCGAUUCACCCCUUCCUACGAUAGUAGCAGCCUCUGUGCAAUCGUAGAUCGGGAGGAGGACGCCGUCGUUUUAAGAUCUCCUUCACGGAAGAGAAAGUCGAUGAUGGAUGUGGUUACUACUACCACUACUACUUCAAAUAGUAAUGGAUUCACGAGCUUUGGUUCCACUAGCAUACACAACAGUCCCUGUCACACUCCUGUUUCAGCUAAAGGAGGCAGAGUCAACACCAAGUCAAGGGCCAAAGGGACUCAGUCACUUCCUCAAACCCCCAUCUCAAAUGCUAUUGUAGGUUCUCCUGCCACACUAACUCCUUCUGGAAGUUGCCGUUAUGACAGUUCUUUAGGUCUCCUUACCAAAAAGUUUGUCAAUCUAAUCAAGCAAGCCGAAGAUGGGAUGCUGGACCUAAACAAAGCUGCAGAAGUAUUGGAGGUGCAGAAACGACGUAUAUAUGAUAUUACAAACGUUUUGGAGGGGAUUGAUCUCAUUGAAAAGCCUUUCAAGAACCGUAUACUUUGGAAGGGAGUUGAUGCUUCGAGGCCUGGCGAUGUGGAUGCUGACGUAUCUGUCUUACAGGCAGAGAUUGAAAACCUUAACCUCGAGGAGCAAGCGCUAGAUAACCAAAUUAGAGAAACGGAGGAAAGACUAAGAGAUCUUAGCGAAAAUGAAAAGAAUCAGAAGUGGCUUUUUGUAACUGAAGAGGACAUCAAGAGUUUACCGGGUUUCCAGAACCAAACUCUGAUAGCUGUAAAAGCUCCUCAUGGCACAACUUUGGAAGUCCCUGAUCCAGAUGAAGCGGGUGAUGUCCCUCAGAGGAGAUACAGGAUCAUCCUAAGAAGUACAAUGGGACCUAUUGACGUAUACCUUGUCAGCGAAUUUGAGGACACGAAUGGGAGUGUUGCACCACCAGCAUGCUUGCCGCCCAUUGCUUCUUGCUCGGGAUCUACAGAAAACCAUGACAUCGAAGCCUUAACUCUUGAUAACACAGAAACUUCCAUUGAGCAUCAGAUGUCUCAAGAUCAUGCACAUGCUCAACCGGGCGAUACCUCUGAUCUUAAUUAUUUGCAGGAGCAAGUUGGAGGAAUGCUUAAGAUUACUCCCUCUGACAUCGAAAAUGAUGAUACGGACUACUGGCUUCUCUCCAAUGCUGAGAUUAGCAUGACGGAUAUUUGGAACACUGACUCUGGUAUUGAUUGGGACUAUGGAAUAGCUGACGUGAGUACUCCACCACCAGUAAUGUGUGAAGAAAUAGCCCCAGCUGCUAUUGACUCCGAACCAAGAUGAUUGCAAGAAGACCAAACACCUAUCCCAGCUUCUGAUUCCAGAUGUGUUCCUUCACAAUACUCUUGGCUCCUCAAUUCAAAUCCAAGGAGGGAGCAGAUACAGAACGUGUAUGAACCAGUGGCAGGUGCGUUCCAUACAGUGUACGAUUAAAAUAUGCUUCAUUUAUCGCUAGAGAGUGAUGGUGUAACGAGUGACAAUGUAGAUGAACUAAUGUAAGUUUAAGAGAGAUAUACUUCAUCGGG
Molecule: messenger RNA, 2103 nt
Organism: Brassica napus (rape)
Lineage: Eukaryota; Viridiplantae; Streptophyta; Magnoliopsida; Brassicales; Brassicaceae
Product: transcription factor E2FA
Exons: 13
Coding region: 446-1861 (471 amino acids)
Biological process (GO): regulation of transcription by RNA polymerase II
Cellular component (GO): RNA polymerase II transcription regulator complex
Molecular function (GO): RNA polymerase II cis-regulatory region sequence-specific DNA binding; DNA-binding transcription factor activity, RNA polymerase II-specific; protein dimerization activity
Source: RefSeq, a predicted model, not a curated record